Messenger RNA from Pyricularia grisea, 1827 nucleotides. RefSeq lists its product as uncharacterized. The coding region runs from base 1 to 1827 and encodes 608 amino acids. Lineage: Eukaryota; Fungi; Ascomycota; Sordariomycetes; Magnaporthales; Pyriculariaceae. The transcript has a single exon. The record is from RefSeq and is a predicted model, not a curated record.
AUGGCGGCAAACACUCGCGGCCUUGCGAACCUGACGCUGGUCACCAAGCACUUCGGUGAUGCGCCUUCUUUAGAAAGAACUCAUGUCCUCCUCCAGAGGCCAGUGACUCCAGGAGUCCCUAAUUAUUCACGACCUGCAUCCAUGAGGACGACAUCCUACGUUCACCCUCGAAACGACCGCGGCGGAGUGGGCCGGUCUUCAGUUGGAUCAGACUCGACACCGCCAGAUAUGGUCGCCGACGAGGAUGGGGAUGAUCCAGCCUCUGGGGAUGAAGACCAUCAGUAUCACCUCCAUCAGUCCAGGCUCUUCGACAGCUUCUGGCAGGAGGGUCCCUUUGAGAACAUGCCGUACCCGGCUCUUCUCGAGAGCCCGUCAGCCCCUCGUCGCUCUGAAAACGAAAACAGUACGCCGGCUCCAAAGGAAGACGAAGGUCCUGACCCAGAGGGCGCUCAGCUUAAUCAUGUGGAUAGCGCCUGGCCCCUUCGAGGAAAAUCUGUUAGCAAUGCCAAGGCACCGCCGAGAUACUCUCUAUUUCCUCGCGAGACGCCAUCGAUCUCCAGUAGGCCGGGAUCCUCUCGAUCAUCUGCGCGGCCGCCCCUGGCCCCAAGGACCAGCUCGCUCAGCUACCAUCCCUCAUCUCAAGCGCCAUUACUACCACCUAUUGCAUCCACUUCAACUCUCUACCUGCCUCUCUUCAGCUCAAGCGAGAGCCCCUCUCCCGUCAGCGGUAACAGCCUUGUGCCGUCACCGCCCCCAAUCUCACCUUUAAAUCGACAUGGUCAAAUCUGGGACACCAAAUCUAGCAGCCCAUACGGGAGCGCAUCCUAUUCGCUGCCCGCCACGCCCCAGGUUGCCGUUCAACAGCAUUUCCGGAACCAUAGCCUCCAGCUGCCAGACACUCAGCUUCCCUAUCCUCUCACCCGCGGUCGGUCAGCAACAUGCGUCCCAUCAUACACCUCUCAACUCUCGGCUCCCACUCAACCAACUACGGUGUUUUCCGCCCGUUCUUCAUCAGGAAUUUCAUCUGCCGUCACCUCGUCUGCUCCAUCACCACUAGGGACCAACUUUAGAUUCUCCCAUCAACGGACAUCGCCACUCCCUAGCGUAAAGCUAACCCCGGUUGAGGUUCCCACUGAUGAUAUUAGUCCAACAAACCCGAUUAUUACCGGAAUAAAUACAACGAACAAGUCCUCACGUUCCAACAGCAAAGCCAAGCCUCCGCCCAGGAAGACGCAGAUUGUGUCGACAUCGUGGAUUUUCCCUAGUGUCCAAGAUGAAUUUCCUACAAUCCCCGUAGCUGAGACUGUCGACUUAUACACGCCCAUUACCCCUCAACGCAUAGAAAAGGCAUUGCCGCCGCCGCCACCGCCGCACGCCGGACCCCUCCCUCCUACGCCCGUGGCCCGCCCCAACCGUCGUCCGGCCGUCCCGCAACGCAAGCCGUCAGUUGUCUCGACGUCGUUCAUGUUUCCGGAACAACAGGACCACCCACGCUCAUUUUUCGAACACGAGAGUGAUGACGAAAACGACGGGGCCAACGGCGGCUCGCCCUCGCGCAAGUCGCGCCUCAAGCAGAUGGUCCGUGGCCUCCACCACCGACGUAGCCAGAGCGACAUCUCCAAACAGCAGCAUCGCAGGGAUGAGGUGGAUGAGAAGUUGUUGAGGGCGAGGGCGGCGACUGCAGUGAGCGCCCGUGCCGCAGCCCUGCAGCAGCAAAUCAACGAUGCUGACCUUGAGGUCAUGGGUGGCAGUGCAAGUCAAAGCAUGCUGCGCCGACAGAGGUCCGAGGUGUUUUCGUUCCUGUUGAAGGGACGGCGAAUGCAUUAA